This is a messenger RNA of Fusarium pseudograminearum CS3096, 1899 nucleotides long. RefSeq lists its product as uncharacterized. The record is from RefSeq and is a predicted model, not a curated record. The transcript has 2 exons. Lineage: Eukaryota; Fungi; Ascomycota; Sordariomycetes; Hypocreales; Nectriaceae. Bases 1 to 1899 code for a protein of 632 amino acids.
AUGGAGGCAAUUGGACUAGGUGCGGGCAUCUUGCCUAUGUUCAAGCUUUGCCUUGACUACCUUCAACUGUACAAAACAGCUCAAGCCUCCACAAUUGACAGUCAAAUUCUCUUGUACAAACUCGAUUGCGAACACGAGAGUUUCAACAUCUGGGGAGAAAAGCAUGGUGUGUUCGAGGCGGAGGGAAGCGAAGGAAGGAAUCCUGAGCUGGAUCAUGCUGACAGGGCGCCCAAAGUCACCAAGGCCUUGGAGCUCAUCCAUGGAUUAUUAAGCGAUGCUGAAGUCCUACGAGAGCGAUACGGUGUCGGUAUCUCGACCGGUACGAGCCCUUCCGAUUUGGCCCAAGAACCCUACCCUAGUAACUCGGGACUGAAGAGACUGAAAUGGCUCAGGAAACGAUCGGGAGAUGAGCAGAGUCUUGAUAUUAUGCAGAAGGCGCGAUGGGCAAUCAACGACAAGAUCAAGUUCCAAGACUUGAUCACCCAUCUACACGAUCUGGUAGACAGCCUCUACAAGAUUCUCCCUGUUCCUCCCCGAGAUCUGAAUGCUGCGGCUAUCCGAGAUAUCAGAUCUCUUGCAGGAAAUAUGGCCAAGCUGGAAUUGUUUGAGAAAGCUAGCCAGGAUUGCUAUCCAGCCUGGUCUGGAGCAGCCAGCGUGAUGCGUGAGGCAGCGUCGACGAGGGCACCAGAUGCAAUCAGCCAAUGGGUGGCUGAGCUGGAAGAUGAAAGUGGAAUUGAUGGUGAACUCAAUCGAAGCGUAAUGGAUAAGCCAAAAACAGGAAAAGAUUUCGAGAGUGCCAUGGCGCAAGCAUUCAAAUCCAAUUACUACUACGGCUGGGGUUCCCCGUUUUUUGUCUUUACUCAGGACUGUCCAUCGUCCUCUUCAUUGUCUUGUGGUCUUGAGAGGCUUGAAAUCCAUCGCGACGGACCAAGCUUUGUCUUUGAAAAUGAUAAGGAGCGGGUAUGGGGGCUAGGCAACCGCAUCACUGAGGCCAUCAACCCAAGUAUUGACGGCGAUAAGAUUAAGGGUUUUGCGGACGCCAACUACGAUGUUCAGGAGGCGAUUUCAGGGGUCAUGACUGAUCUCAUCAAUAAGAUGUAUCCUGCAGCCCGCGUUUACAUUUGCUGUCCCCCAUGCCGUUGCGCCAUUCGAACCGCUUUGAUUAUCAGCCAGGGCCAGAACAAAGACAUCAUACACUAUAGGAUCAGAGUGGAUGAGAGGAUCCCAUGCUCCUGCUGCCCGAGUAAAGAGAAGCUCCAUCGCCUACGAAGCAUUCACAAAACUACAUGCGAGUGGGACAUGGGGCUUAUCGUUGAUGAGCCUUUUGGGGCCUAUAUUCGUUACAUAGAUCGAGUAUGGCUUGAGAAACGUAUUUAUACGCUUGAGACGGAGCUUUACGACAAGGAUAACCCGAGGGAAGACCGAGGCCAGAUAUCUGAGCUCCUCGAGAGCUUCUUUUCAAUAACAAGUAUUGAAAAGCAUUUGCUCCUUGCGGAAGCUAGCCAAUGUUCAUGGAUCUUACAGACGAAGCCUUUUCCUUGGUCACCAAGGGUAUGCAAGGCAAAUGAGAUAUUUCGCCUUUCGGUUUUGAAAUCUUCACCUUUGGAGUUCAAGACUGUCUACCUGGGCACUUUCACUUCGGCACCCAUGACUACGCCAACGAGGCAUUUAGCGCCACCUGGUAGCGACAAUGCAUUCGGAAGCAGCCUCAAAAUGCCUGGUCGUGUAGGGUCUAUACUAUCGAGGGACAGCGGCUUUAGUCCAAAGGAGCUACCAACCGAGACAACGGGUCUGCUUCGAAAAGGCUACAGCUCUGCACCUUAUCAAUCCGGUGACGAAACUGGAAAGAGUAGCGACGAAGAGAGCCGGAGCUCCAAGCGGAUUAAGACGCGACACUAG